UGAUGAUGAUGAUGAUGAUGUGCGGGAACUCGAGGAGGCGCUUGAAACACGACAAGCGCCCGUCAAUCAUCAACAAAACAAUAAAGGAAGGUCCAACCUACAUGGAAAGUUGCCGUGGACGAGCGCGCAUCAGCACCGCAGGCACCGGCUGCCGUUGAGGAACCCACCCCUCCCUCACCCGGCGGGCGAGCAGCAGCAGCUAAAGCAACGGCAUCGCCGACAUGGCUUCCAAAGCUCUGGACGGCGGCUGGGGGUGGGCCAUCGUGGUGGCCUCCUUCCUGGCCCAGCUGCUGGCCUACGGUUCCCCGCAGUCGGUGGGCGUCCUCUACCCCGAGUGGCUGCACGCCUUCCAGGAGGGCAAGGGCAUGACGGCCUGGGUGGGCUCCCUGGUGGCCGGCGUGGGCCUCAUUGCCAGUCCCGUGUGCAGCGCCUGCGUGGACAACUUCGGCGCCCGUCCCGUCACCGUCUUCAGCGGCGUCAUGGUGGCCGGCGGCCUGAUGCUCAGUGCCUUCGCUCCCAACGUCCAGUUCCUUAUCUUCUCCUACGGAAUCGUAGUGGGUCUGGGUUGCGGCCUGGUCUACGCAGCCACCUUGACAAUCACCUGCCAGUAUUUCGACAAGAGACGCGGCCUGGCCCUCGGCAUCGUCACCACAGGCACCAGCGUCGGAGCCUUCAUCUUCGCCACGGUUCAGAACGAGUUCAUCGUGCUGUACGGCCUGGACGGCUGCCUCCUGAUCAUCGGCGCGCUGGCGCUAAACCUCAUGGCCUGCGCCGGCUUCAUGAGGCCGCUCGACAUGCCGGGGUACUACCUCAAACGGAAGGCGGCCCUGGAACGCAACGCAGACGGGCAGCUCUUCGAAAAGCGCCAGCCGGACGACCUGAAGGCGGCGCCCGGUUCUGCGGCGUCCGCUCAGGGGAAGAGCGCGACGGUGAAGGAAAUUCUCAUCACCAUCGACGGCAUGGACGCCAAUAUUCAGGUGGAAAAGAAGAGGAGCAGCUUCCUGGCUCGGUUGGGCGUCAUGAAAAUCAUCAAGAAAAAAAGGCAGGCUUACUCCAAGUAUAUGACCUCAAUGUAUGAGCUACUGCAGGACCAAGCCAUGGUGGGCUUCUGCAUCGGGGUCUUCCUGUUUAGCCUGGGAGCGUUCCCGCCUGUGCUCUUGAUUGAGGAUGUGGCACAGAGCCAGGGACUCAUCGAAGAAGUCAGUGCCAUUCCUUUGGUCUCCAUCGGCGCCAUCACAACAUGCGUGGGCAAACUGGUCCUUGGGAUCCUGGUGGACAUCAGGUGGAUCAACAGCAUCUACUUGUACACCUUCACCAUGUUUGCAGGAGGGGUCCUGCUAUUGCUCAUCCCUGUCACUAAAAGCUACUUGGGACUCCAGAUCCUCUCCGCCGUCCUGGGCUUCUUCUCAGGAAACUGGUCCAUCACCUCGUACAUUACCACCAAGAUCGUCGGCUUGGACAGACUCACACAAGCCCACGGAAUCGUCAUGUUCUUCGGUGGAUUUGGGAUCAUGCUGGGACCGCCUGUCGUUGGGUGGUUCUUUGACUGGACCCAGUCUUAUGACCUGGCGUUCUACUUCAGUGGGAGUUGCGUGUUGCUGGGAACGCUGGUUCUCUUCCUGCUCACGCUUCCCUGCUGGAAUAGGAAACCCACGUCCGAGAAUGACAGACCAGACGUGCAGUAUACCAGCAACUGCGAGAAAGUGGCCUCCGUAGCGUGAAUAUGAGGACUUUGGGUCAACGUGCCAACACUUCCGAGCCCCCUCGACUGCACGGCAACUGUUGUAUCUGAAAUACUUCUGACCACAAGCACGGUUUGCCCCGACAACUGCUGCCAGGUGUACUCGCACCAAAACACUUACCUGAGAAAAUACAGGUCUUUCCUCCAAAAACCGUACCUGCAUUUCUCAGGUUCGACGCCAAACACGCAAUGCACAUCAGUUGAAGGUACAAGCCUGCUGUAGGUGUCGCUCCUCUUUUAUAGCCUCAUUUUACGAGGCGGUCCAAACAAUAACCUGGUUCAAUGGGCAUGUGCUGAAAUUUGAAUUUACUGCAAAUGCACACAAAAAACCCUGAAGAAGUGAACUUCUUUCAUACAAUUUGUUUUUCAUCAAGGUGUACAUUUGAUGUACACUUUGCGUACUACAAACGCAUCAGAGAUAGUUAAUACUUGUCACCACGGAAUGCCUGUUUGAACAAUGCCUUGCUUUAUGGACAUUUUACUUUUCAAGUUUUUUUUUACUUGUACAACCACGAUUUACACAACACCUGCACAAUCCGAUGAGGUCCUGUGACAAGAGCGCUGCCAAAAAAGUGAAAAGCUCAAUUUUGAUCGACUCCGUCAGAGGUAUUCAUUUAAGAAUUACUUUUCUGGUUGUAGAAGUAUUUUUUACUACCUUGGAGUGUGCAGGUGUACCUAAUGUACCACCUGAUGUUUUUUCAUUCUUUCACCUUUGCGGCAUAACUAUUUUGACCUGGCUGGUCCUCCACCCCCCCCCCCCCAACGCAUUUUUAUGUAUAUGUUGUGCGUGUUCAUACACACGUGUUGAGAUUUGCGUAUUGUUUGAUAUACUUUUGUAUUAGCACUAGUUUAUAAAGUCCUAUGUACUCGAGACUUUUAUAUGCACCUGACUGUAGAAAUGUUAAGUCAUGUUUGAAGUUAUUAGUGUACCGUGUAUGCGCAAUCACAUGUAGACUUGAACGUUCAUGAGACCACUGAAAAUAACGACCGGUAGCAGGUAAAGCUUAUUGUUUUUAUGUCUGUGAACGCAGUACAGGGUGCAGAGCAGACGCGAUGCAACUGGCACUGACCUUGCGUUGAGACACUUAUGUCUGUUUUCUUACAUUUGUCUUACUUCCUGUCUGUUGUUUUGCGUGCAUUGUGCCAAUAAACGAAGUUUGGAA
Molecule: messenger RNA, 2904 nt
Organism: Syngnathoides biaculeatus (alligator pipefish)
Lineage: Eukaryota; Metazoa; Chordata; Actinopteri; Syngnathiformes; Syngnathidae
Gene: slc16a9a
Product: solute carrier family 16 member 9a
Exons: 7
Coding region: 222-1721 (499 amino acids)
Biological process (GO): transmembrane transport; monocarboxylic acid transport
Molecular function (GO): monocarboxylic acid transmembrane transporter activity
Source: RefSeq, a predicted model, not a curated record